Leptosia nina is the source of this 1728-nucleotide messenger RNA. NCBI's taxonomy places the organism in Eukaryota, Metazoa, Arthropoda, Insecta, Lepidoptera, Pieridae. The record is from the annotation of a GenBank genome assembly.
AUGAAAUACCUAUACAUUUUAAUAUUUUCGUGUUCUUUAGUUUAUUGUGAUGAACAUACUCACACGUAUAAGCAAGGGGAGCAGGUGGUCCUGUGGAUGAACACAGUGGGACCAUAUCACAAUCGUCAAGAAACAUACGCGUAUUUCUCACUCCCGUUUUGUGUCGGGACUAAAGUAACGAUUGGCCAUUACCACGAAACAUUGUCAGAAGCCUUGCAAGGGGUUGAAUUAGAAUUUAGCGGUCUCGACAUUACUUUCAAAGAUAAUGUUCCAGCACAACAGUUUUGUGCCACAGAACUGGACGAGCAGGCUUACAAAGCACUUGUUUAUGCAGUAAAGAAUCACUAUUGGUAUCAAAUGUACGUUGAUGACUUACCCAUAUGGGGAAUCGUUGGAGAAAUUGAUGGAGACAACUACUAUAUCUGGACGCACAAGAAGUUUGACAUAGGCUACAAUGGCAAUAGGAUAGUGGAAGUUAAUCUGACUGCAGAAAAUAAGGAGAAACUGGCAUUGGGCGCUAAAGUUCCUUUCACCUAUGAAGUGAAUUGGAAACCCAGCAACAUCAAAUUUGAGGACCGGUUUGAUAAGUAUUUAGACCCAAACUUUUUCCAGCAUAGAAUCCAUUGGUUCAGUAUCUUUAAUAGUUUUAUGAUGGUAAUCUUUUUGGUAGGUCUAGUAUCUAUGAUUCUUAUGAGAACUCUUCGAAAAGAUUAUGCUAGGUAUUCUAAAGAUGAUGAUCUUGAUGAUUUAGAGAAAGACUUGGGUGAUGAAUAUGGGUGGAAACAAGUGCAUGGCGAUGUUUUCAGACCUGUCCCUCAUCUAGCAGCAUUCUCUGCUCUGAUUGGUGCAGGAUAUCAACUUACAGUUGUUACAUUAGCUGUUAUUAUUUUUACUAUAUUUGGUGAACUGUAUACUGAAAGAGGCUCAUUAUUGUCCACUGCCAUAUUUAUAUAUGCUGCUACAUCUCCCGUUAAUGGGUACUUCGGAGGGUCAUUGUAUGCCAGAAUGGGUGGAAGGCUUUGGAUUAAGCAAAUGUUGUUGUCAGCGUUCCUAUUACCUGUGUUAGUCUGUGGAACAGCCUUUUUUAUUAACUUUAUUGCUAUGUAUUAUCAUGCUUCAAGAGCAAUUCCAUUUGGAAGUAUGAUAGCCGUGAUGUCAAUUUGCACCUUUGUAAUCCUGCCCCUUACAUUAGUCGGCACAGUUCUAGGACGUAAUUUAGCUGGCCAACCAGAUUACCCAUGCAGAAUUAAUGCUGUGCCUAGGCCUAUACCAGAAAAGAAGUGGUUUAUGGAGCCAUUCAUUAUUAUUAUUAUGGGUGGAAUCUUGCCUUUCGGAUCAAUUUUCAUCGAAAUGUAUUUCAUUUUUACAUCAUUCUGGGCCUAUAAAAUUUACUAUGUUUAUGGCUUCAUGUUGUUGGUCUUUUUAAUUCUGAUGAUUGUUACCGUUUGUGUGACUAUUGUUUGUACUUAUUUCUUGCUAAAUGCUGAAGACUACCGUUGGCAAUGGACAAGUUUCCUAUCAGCUGGUAGUACUGCGCUGUACGUGUACUUAUAUUCUUUCUAUUACUUCUUAUUCAAAACAAAGAUGUAUGGCUUGUUCCAGACAACGUUCUACUUUGGCUACAUGGCAUUAUUUAGCUUGGCACUAGGCAUUAUUUGUGGCACCGUUGGAUACAUAGGUACAAGCUUAUUUGUUAGAAAAAUUUAUUCUACAGUGAAAAUUGACUGA